AUAUCGCGCGGAGAUGUCCGGUCUCGGUCAAGUCGCAUACCGAACGACGACGCGUCGCGUCCCUCCUCUCUCCGUCUCUCCGUGCGUGUGUGUGAGGAUAUAGAGACAUUACACACGUCGCGGCGCAUUUUUCAACGCGCUCGGCUGUCAUUCGGACGAGCCUCGUCGCGAGUAUACUUUCCAAUACCCAUUCUGCUCUCUGGUGCUGCCAGUGCCGUUUCUCCGUAUACACUUUAUAGACGAUGGGGACGAGGAAGCUCCUGUUGGUGCUGCUGUCUCUGGCGAUAGGCGCCAACGCGCGAUUCUUCGUCAAGGACGAGGAAGUCGACUCCGCGGAGGUUCUGGACCUGUGCGAGAGCCCCGUCUACUGCCAAGGCGAUCUGCUGCGGACGGUCCAGUUGGCAGCCCUCUACAAAGACAGCAAGACCUUCGUCGACCUCUCCCAGAAGAACGACGAGGAGGUGACGCUCGCGAACUUCGAGGCACUGAUGAACGCCACGGGCAAGAACCCGAGCAAGCAGCAGGUGCAGGAGUUCGUGGGUGCGAACUUUCUCGAAGCAGACGAGCUGCUGAACGUGACACUGCCCGACUGGAAUCCGGAGCCGGCGAUACUCCGGCGUAUCUGGGAUCCACGCUAUCGCCAGUGGGCAGCCGACCUCAACGAGAUCUGGAAAGGACUGGCCAGGCGCAUGACCACAGACGUCAGGGACAAUCCCAAGAGGCACAGUCUGAUUUACGUCAACAACACCUUCAUCAUUCCGGGCGGACGAUUCAAAGAGUUCUACUACUGGGACAGCUACUGGGUGAUCGAGGGUCUACUCUUGAACGACAUGCACGAGACCGCAAAGGGCAUGAUCGAAAACUUCCUCUCGAUGGUCAAGACUUACGGCUUCGUACCCAACGGCGGCCGAGUCUAUUACCUGAUGAGGAGCCAGCCGCCUCUGCUGAUACCCAUGGUCGACAAGUAUUACGAAUUUACGAAGGACUGGAAGUUCGUCGAACAGAGCCUGCCCACCCUGGAGAAGGAAUUCAACUUCUGGCAGCGUUAUAAAUCGGUGAAGGUCGUGAAAAACGGCCGCGAAUACAAAAUGGCCCGAUACGUCACCAACAGUGAGGGACCUCGGCCUGAAAGUUACCGAGAGGACUACCUGCUGGCCGAGAAUAUAACCGAUCCCGCGAAAAAACGCGAAUUCUACAACAACGUGAAAGCCGGCGCUGAAAGUGGCUGGGACUUCUCCGCCCGCUGGUUCAUCGCUGCGAACGGCGAGCCAUCUCUCGAUCUCCAAGACAUCACCACUGAGAAUAUCCUUCCAGUCGACCUGAACGCCUUCCUCGAACGCAACGCCAGGAUUCUCGCUCGCUUCUUCCGCAUGAGAAACAACUUCGCGAAAAUGAAGCAGUACUUGGGCGUUGCCAAGGAGUACCGCGAGGCCAUCCGACAACUGAUGUGGCACGAGGAGGACGGCACCUGGUACGACUACGACAUGAAGCACCAGAGGCCUCGUAGAAUUUUCUACCCGUCGAACCUGACGCCCCUCUACACGCGAAGCUACGUCUGGGGAUACGCGGCCGAUUACGGACUGCGAGCUGUGCAGUAUCUACGGGCCAACGGCAUCACCGACUUCGCUGGUGGUACCCCGGCCUCGCUGGAAAACAGCAGCCAGCAGUGGGACUUCCCGAACGCCUGGCCGCCGCUGCAAUCGAUCAUCGUCCAGGGCCUGAGGCUGACGAAUAACAGGCCGGCUAUGGAGACCGCCAGAAACCUGGCUGCCACCUGGCUCAAGGCUAACUACAUCGGCUUCAAUCGUACCGACAAGAUGUACGAGAAGUACGACGCGUUGGAGCCAGGCAAGUUCGGCGGCGGCGGCGAGUACGACGUUCAGGACGGCUUCGGCUGGACGAACGGAGUAGUCCUCGAGUUCCUCGACACAUAUCCCGAUGCCAGAUCGACUUUCGAGCCCGUCAAGCCAUCGCACGCUCACGGAAAACUUCAGCCCAGAAUCGGCAUACGUCCCGACGUGACGCAUCCGGAUCUCAAAGUGCGGCCUGUUCUCCGAUCCAUCUGGAACCACUACAGCAACUAAGCGACUUGCCAAAGAGCACUAGUAUUACUGAUGAGGAGUGCGAGGAAAAAUUAAAAGUCCCAAAGGACGUCUUUAGUAUUAUUUAUUAAGCUGUAAAUCGUUACACUGCUGACGAAACCUCUCGUUGGCAUCGUCAAGGUUAUUAAUUAUGAAUAGAAUAUUGUCGUAUUAUGUACAGAGCGCGUUAUCAGAUUAUUACUGAUGAUACGAUUAAACAAAAUUUACACUACUUCCAACGCUCUCCAUUGUCAUAUCCUAGUUGAAAAAAAUCCUUCAGCACGACGUUGAACGUCGCGUUGACGAACCCUUGAACCUUCAUUCGCGUCACUGUAACAUGUGAAGUGUAAAAUGUACUGUAAAAUAAAGUUAUCGAUGUUGAAGCAUA
Molecule: messenger RNA, 2469 nt
Organism: Nasonia vitripennis (jewel wasp)
Lineage: Eukaryota; Metazoa; Arthropoda; Insecta; Hymenoptera; Pteromalidae
Product: trehalase
Exons: 10
Coding region: 243-2084 (613 amino acids)
Biological process (GO): trehalose catabolic process
Molecular function (GO): alpha,alpha-trehalase activity
Source: RefSeq, a predicted model, not a curated record